GAAACCAUCAAUUCCUCAGGUUCUGUUCUUUGAGUAUGGAAGGAGGAGUCUUAAAUUCACCUUGAAAUUUGCUUUUACGAGAAACACGAGGAUAACCUCCAGCAUCCAAUCCCACCCUUAUUUAAACUAUAUUUCUCCGGUAGAGAUAUGAUCUGCAAAACAAGAGCUGCCCUUGGCCUCUCUGAGGACUUCCAUCAAGUACCUGACAGGCACAUUUGGGGUACUCGGUAGUGGAGCAAAGAUGGGUUUUAGUCUAUGGGUUCGGACAGGGUUGCAGGCAGCAGUAUUGUUCGCGUUGUUUGCAUGCCUCAAAAGCUCUGGUUUCACAGUGCUUUCCAUACCAUUUUUGUAUGCCUCUUUGGUUUUUGCUUUGGUUUCACUUGCUGCUCAUCCAGUGAUAGACCUUCCCAUGCUGUUGGGGAAGAACCCAGAUGGGAGUUUCCCCACUUGGUCGAUUAUAAUGUUCAGCCCCUAUUUGUAUUUCGUCCGCUUCUUCUCGGCAUUGCGGAGGAUGCAGAGUAGGGAGGCUCCUUACACUGAAAUCUCCGAGGGUUUGUUCGUUGGCGGGUGGCCUUCUUCGCUUGAUAAACUGCCACCAGGUGACCCUGCCAUUGUUGAUUGCACUUGUGAAUUGCCAAGGAAGUGUGAGGUUACAGGGCAUUCUUAUUUGUGUGUGCCAACAUGGGACACGAGGGCUCCUCAGCCGCCUGCCAUUGAAUCUGCUGUCAAGUGGGCUUGCCAAAAAAGGGCUCAGAAUAAGCCUGUUUUCGUCCACUGCGCCUACGGUCAUGGGAGAAGUGUAGCUGUCAUGUGUGCACUACUAGUUGCUCUUGGGGUUGAAGAGGACUGGAAAAAUGCUGAGAAACUAAUUCGAGAGAAACGUCCUUACAUUAGGUUGAAUGCUCUACACCGCAGGGCUCUGGAAGAGUGGUCAAAACAUCGGUUAUCUCCUUCUAAGAAGAAUUGAUAAACCAAAGUAACAGAUAGCCAUGGUUUCUAAAGACACACAUUAUUCUCAGUCAACCCAACAGCCAACAGUUCUAGAGUCCAAGUCAUCAAUUGCUUAGUCUUUAAGUUUUCUAUUGUAAUUAAUUCAUAGAUUAAGCUUAAUUAGUUACAUUAGUUGUUAACUAAUGUUAUUAGCUGCUGUGUAUAAAUACAUCCAAUGUAACCCAGUUUCAUUUAAUGAGAAUACAUUUCUAAUA
Messenger RNA from Pyrus x bretschneideri (Chinese white pear), 1205 nucleotides. RefSeq lists its product as uncharacterized. Lineage: Eukaryota; Viridiplantae; Streptophyta; Magnoliopsida; Rosales; Rosaceae. Gene Ontology annotation, biological process: protein dephosphorylation. The record is from RefSeq and is a predicted model, not a curated record. Gene Ontology annotation, molecular function: protein tyrosine/serine/threonine phosphatase activity. The transcript is spliced from 2 exons. The coding region runs from base 242 to 967 and encodes 241 amino acids.